Messenger RNA from Penicillium samsonianum, 798 nucleotides. RefSeq names its product proteasome core particle subunit alpha 4 (gene pre6). Gene Ontology annotation, cellular component: nucleus; proteasome core complex, alpha-subunit complex; proteasome core complex. The record is from RefSeq and is a predicted model, not a curated record. The transcript is spliced from 5 exons. Gene Ontology annotation, biological process: ubiquitin-dependent protein catabolic process. NCBI's taxonomy places the organism in Eukaryota, Fungi, Ascomycota, Eurotiomycetes, Eurotiales, Aspergillaceae. The coding region runs from base 1 to 798 and encodes 265 amino acids.
AUGUCCGGAUACGACCGAGCUCUUUCAGUAUUCAGUCCCGAUGGACACGUCUUCCAGGUUGAAUAUGCCAUGGAGGCUGUGAAGCGAGGAACUUGCGCUGUUGGUGUCAAAGGCAAGGAUAUCGUCGUCCUCGGUUGCGAAAAGCGUUCCGCCCUCAAGCUCCAAGAUACCCGCAUUACUCCCUCCAAGAUCGCCCUGGUGGAUGACCACGCCUGUCUCGCCUUUGCUGGACUGAACGCCGAUGCCCGCAUCCUUAUCGACAAGGCCCGCUUAGAAGCUCAGUCCCACCGCCUGACCGUCGAGGACCCCGCCAGCAUCGAGUAUAUUACGAAAUAUAUUGCUGGUGUUCAGCAGAGAUACACACAGAGUGGUGGUGUGCGUCCAUUUGGUAUCAGUACGCUGGUGGUUGGAUUUGACAAGAAUGACUCCAUCCCACGACUGUACCAGACCGAGCCAUCUGGAAUCUACUCGGCCUGGAAAGCCAACGCCAUCGGUCGUUCCAGCAAGACCGUCCGCGAAUUCCUUGAGCGCAACCACCAGGAGGACAUGGACCGUGAGCAGACAAUCCAGCUGACCAUCAAGUCUCUGCUUGAGGUUGUGCAGACGGGUGCUAAGAACAUCGAGGUCGCCAUCAUGGCGCCCGGUAAGACUCUUGAGAUGCUCCCAGAUGACCAGAUCGAGUCGUACGUGAAGAGCAUCGAGACAGAGAAGCAGGAGGAAGCGGCCAAGAAGAAGACCCGGGCAGGGACCACCACGGCUAUCCUCACCCGGCCGGGUGGCGGCGAGUCGACCGAAUAA